Molecule: messenger RNA, 2754 nt
Organism: Lodderomyces orthopsilosis Co 90-125
Lineage: Eukaryota; Fungi; Ascomycota; Pichiomycetes; Serinales; Debaryomycetaceae
Gene: SEC24
Product: COPII subunit
Exons: 1
Coding region: 1-2754 (917 amino acids)
Biological process (GO): endoplasmic reticulum to Golgi vesicle-mediated transport; COPII-coated vesicle cargo loading; intracellular protein transport
Cellular component (GO): endoplasmic reticulum exit site; COPII vesicle coat
Molecular function (GO): zinc ion binding; SNARE binding
Source: RefSeq, a predicted model, not a curated record
AUGUCAGGUAGAAGAAGAGCAUAUCCACAGCCACAGUAUGCAGCUGGUGCUCCGGGAGGUGCUGCAGUCCCACCUACUUUUGGUCAACCCCCACAACCCCAAAUCCAACAACCAAUCAACGGACAACAACAACAACAACCAUACGGCGCUGAUCAGUUGCAAAAUCAAUUCCAACAAUUGAAUGUUGGUUCCACUGCUCCCGGUUACCAACAACCAGGAGCUGAUCAAUUUCAAGCUACUCCACAACUUAGCUACGAUCCAUACCAACCUCAACCUCAAGCUGGUGUUUAUGGACAAGGUAUGGGGGGUGUUCCACCAGCGGCAGCAACCACGGCGGGUGGUGCAUCAGGUUAUGGCGGUUCAUAUGGACAACCAAACAAUAUUGCUGCUGGUAUACAGUACAAUGCAUUAUACACUACUGAUUUAUCCCGUGAUUUGCCUCCUCCUAUUGCUGAGUUGUCAUUUCAACCCCCACCAAUUACACUACCAGAUACGACCACCUUGAUUCCAGGUUCCAAAACUGCUAACGCUACUCCAGAAUACUUUAGAUCCACAUUAAAUGUUGUUCCUAACAGUGGAUCGCUUUUGAAGAAGUCAAAAUUACCAUUGGCCAUUGUUGUCAAGCCUUAUAAUGCGUUGAAAAUUGAGGACGAAAAUGUUCCUGUAACCUGUGACACGACUAUAAGUAGAUGUCGUCGUUGUCGUGGUUACAUAAAUCCAUUUGUAACAUUAGCAGAGAAUGGAAGGCGUUGGAGGUGUAACUUUUGUAACUUGCUCAAUGAUAUUCCAAGUGCUUUUGACUACGACGAGAUUAGUGGACAAGUGAGAAACAAGUUUGAUAGAGUUGAAUUGAACCAUGCAGUUGUUGAAUUUAUUGCACCAAAGGAAUAUAUGGCUAGAGCUCCGCAACCAAUUGUUUAUGUCUUUAUCAUUGACGUUUCUGUACAUGCAGUUCAAAGUGGAUUAACCGGCACCAUUACCAGAACUAUCCUUGAAAGUUUAGAUCGAAUUCCUAAUGUUAACAAGACCGCUAGGGUUGCAUUCAUUGGAGUUGACUCCAACUUGCAUUACAUCAAAUUCAAUGAAGGUUUGGAAGGGACAGAAGUGUUGGUAGUUGCCGACAUCGACGAACCAUUCUUGCCCUCUCCAAGUGGAUUAUUGGUCAACUUGGAUGAAAAUAGAGAACCCAUUGAAAAGUUGUUGCUCGACUUUCCCUCCUUCUUUGAAAGCACUACAAACCAAGGAUUUGCUCUUGGACCUGCAUUGAAGGCGGGUCACAAGUUGAUCAGCAAUGUUGGUGGUAAAUUGGUAUGUUUUGGUGCUACUUUGCCCAAUGUUGGUGAAGGCAAAUUGAGUUUGAGAGAUGAGGCUAGCGUUGCUGGUAAGGCUAAAGAAGCAAAGGCGUUGUUGACUCCUGCAGAUAGCUUUUACAAGUCUUUUGCAGUAACUUGUAACUCAUCGCAAGUGACUGUUGAUUUGUUUUUGACAUCUGCCGGGUACCAAGAUGUGGCUACUUUGUCUAACUUGCCUAGAUACACCGCGGGUCAAACACACUUUUACCCAGCAUGGACAAGUAACAAGUAUGAAGAUGUUGCCAAAUUGUCAAAAGAAGUGGCUGAUCAUUUAUCUCAAGAUAUUGCAUUGGAGGCAGUGUUGAGAGUCAGAGGAUCUACUGGAAUGAGAAUGUCAUCGUUUUAUGGUAACUUUUUCAACAGAUCUUCAGAUUUGUGUUCUUUCCCAACUUUCCCCAGAGAUCAAUCGUACCUUAUUGAAAUUGCUAUUGAAGAGACUAUAAAUAAGCCAAUUGUUUACUUUCAAGCUGCUGUCUUGCACUCAACUUCAUUCGGUGAAAGAAGAAUCAGAGUUAUGAAUUUAGCCUUGCCAACGUCAUCCAAGUUGGUAGAUGUAUAUGCAUCUGCUGAUCAAUUAGCCAUAACAAAUUAUUUUACUCAUAAAACCAUAGAGAAGGCAUUGUCUUCAUCAUUACCCGAAGCAAGAGACUUUAUCACCUCCAAGGUAGUGGAUAUAUUGAAUAUAUACAGAAAAGAAUUGGUUGCUGGCAAUGUAUCAGGUGCUUCACCAUUACAGAUCUCAACCAACUUAAGAAUGUUGCCAUUAUUAUUGUUGUGCUUGACCAAGAACUUAGCAUUCAGAAGCGAUCGUGUCCCCUCCGAUCACAGAGCUGCUGCUUUGAAUAACUUGGGUUCCUUACCUAUUCCUCAUUUGAUAAAGUCCAUCUAUCCUACUGUAUACUCAUUACACAAUAUGCCAGAUGCAUGUGGUUUGGCUGAUGAAGAAUAUGAUAUCGAUGUCGUAUUGCCCGAGCCAAUCAAUGAUACAAAGACUUCUUGGGAGAACUACGGAUUGUAUUUAAUUGACAAUGGAAGUGAGUUGUUCCUCUGGGUUUCGGGAAACGUUGUGCCCGGUUUAAUUAACGACGUAUUUGGUACUCAAAACUUGUACGACAUUACAACAGGAAAAACUGAGUUGCCAGAAUACACAGUCGAGGAGAGUGAGUUCAACUACAGAGUUCGCCAAAUCAUUGGUAAAAUCAGGGAGCAAAAGGACUCUGUCAUUUGGAAGAAUUUGUACGUUGUUGUUGGCGCAUCAUCGAACGAGCCUAUUGAGAUUUCGCAACAACGUGACCUCAUGGCUUUGAGGAUGUGGGCUUCAAGUUGCUUGGUUGAGGACAAAACCGGUUCUGAGCCAUCAUAUAGAGAUUUCUUGACUUCAUUAAAGACAAAGGUUCAAUAA